Molecule: messenger RNA, 1131 nt
Organism: Coccinella septempunctata (seven-spotted ladybird)
Lineage: Eukaryota; Metazoa; Arthropoda; Insecta; Coleoptera; Coccinellidae
Exons: 2
Coding region: 90-908 (272 amino acids)
Source: RefSeq, a predicted model, not a curated record
UUGAUGAAUUGGAAAUAUUACUAGAAACCAUUAAACAUCGUUUUGAUAUCAUAAUUCUGACGGAAACUUUUCAUGUGGCGGAUAUAAAUAUGUUCAGGAUGAAAGGAUACAAUACUAUAUAUAACGAGGGAAUAUUCAACAGAAAUGAUGGUGUAAUGAUAUAUAUUGAGGAAAAUAUUACUUAUGAUUGUAGAAAAAUACUUAUUGAUGAAAUGUGUUGGUUAGAAGUGACAGUACAAGAAAAAAGUGGAAAAUCCCUGCUACUAACAGCCCUAUAUCGGUCGCCGAAAAUAUCUUUGAAACAAUUCAAUAUGGGUGAUGUGAAUAUAGACUUACUGAGUGAUGAAAAUUUUGUUGAAGAAUAUAAGAAUAUUAUGUCUUCAUGUGGUUAUGUUUCGAUGAUAAAUCGACCAACCCGCCCAGAGAGCAGAACUUGUCUCGAUCACUUCUUCGUGAAGGGUUUCAACUUGCAAAGCGAAAGUGCUGAUGCAUGUGUUUUACAAUACCUCGUCACAGAUCACUAUCCUGUCAUAUUAACUUUAGAUUUUGAAGUUACGUAUAGGAAUGUUAUUCCUGAGAAAUAUAGGAAAUAUGUCAAUUACAAUAAACUCAAAGAUCGAUUAAGAAAUGAAACAUGGAUGAAGGUUUAUGAGGCGGUCGAAGUGAACGAGAUUGCCGGCAACUUUGUUUCUAUUUUGACUGAGCAUAUUGAGCAGAGCACCAAUAUUGUGAAAAUAAGAAAAAAAGAUAGAAUAAGAAAGGAAUGGAUCUCACCUGCUAUAUGUGAAUUAAUAAACAAAAAAAAUGAAUUAUACCGCAGGCUGAAGUUGGAUCAUAAUAACUUAGACCUGAAAAAUGAAUAUACUAGAGCCAAAAAUCACAUUAAAAAAAAGAUAAAAGAAACAUAAAAUAUUUACUUUCAAAAUUGCAUCCAAAAGGCAGGUUUAGAAUCAAAAGCAUUAUGGGACUACGUGAAAGACAUCUGUCACGGAAGGAAAUCGGAAACUAAAAUAGAUAAAUUGAUAACUGAAAAUAUGGAAAACAUCCAAGGUGACUUUGAAAUAGCUGAAGCAUUCAAUAAGUAUUACAGUGAAUUAGGAGAAAAAUAUGCUGAUAAAAUAAAAACUCCCA